AUGUUUGAUUCAGAAGACGAUUGUCAGAUACAACAAGAAAAUGAGAUAAUGGCCAUCAAGGCAAUUUACGAACAAGAUUUCACAUAUACAGAAAACACGAAACCUCCAAGAUUUAGAGGUGCUCUUUCGAUUAAAAUCUCUCUUCCUCAAGAAAAUUUGAUAUUUUUUACUGGAGGAAGAAAUGGUGGCGGCGAUCCUCCGCUUAAAGUUCGGUACCUCCCUCCAGUAAAAAUCAUAUUUUCAAUGCCAAGUGAUUAUCCAAGCCAAGAAGCGUUGGAAUUCGACCUUGAAUGUCUUUGGAUGCGUUGGGAUUGGUUGAGAAAAUUAGAAAGAAAAUUGUUACAAAUUUGGAAAGAAAAAAAGGAUGUGGUCUUAGAUCAUUUUGCAGAAUUCAUACAGCAUGAAGCUUUAGACUACUUACAAUUAUCAUUCCCUUUGAGGCUUAAUGAUGAUUAUAUCGGUGGAUCCAUGCUAAAAACAAUUAUACACACAUAUAAUCAACAAGCCAUGAACCUAGACUUUGUCAAUGAUCAUUUUAAUUGUGGCAUUUGUCUUGAGGAGAAACGUGGUGAACGAUGUUUUCAACUUCGUACAUGCCAACAUGUGUUUUGUCAGGAAUGCCUUCGUGAAUAUUUUGUAAUGCUCAUUCGAGAAGGGUUCAUUUUACAAAUAAAAUGUCCUGACCCUGGUUGUAAAUCGCAACAUAAAUUGGCAGAUGAUGAAGUGACAGAAAUAGUUGGGACUGAAAUGGGGAAAAGAUAUUCAAAUCUAUUAGAAAAGCAGAAGUUAGAGACCGAUCCUUUAGUGACCUUUUGCCCCCGUGUAAUUUGUCAAGCACCCGUUAAAAAGGAUUCCAAUUUUGAAAAGCUUUGUAUAUGUACGAAAUGUACGUUUGCUUUCUGUUGGAUUUGUCAACGAACUUGGCAUGGGGCUAGUACUCCUUGUCAUAUGGACAAUAUUAAAAAGAUAGUCGAAGAAUAUAUGAAAGCUGACGAGUCCACUAAAGCGAUAAUGGAGCUUCGUUAUGGCAAAAAAAACUUAGAGAAGUUGGUUCGUGAUGCUAAUGCUGAACUAGAGACGAGCAAAUGGGUGAAAUCUAAUACUCAACCAUGCCCGCAAUGUGAGACUCCCAUUGAAAAGUCAAUGGGGUGUAAUCAUAUGCUAUGCACACGUUGCGAAACGCAUUUUUGUUACUUAUGUGGAAAUUGGAUAGAUCCUAAAGAACCUUAUCAGCAUUUCAAUGAUUCCAAAUCUCCAUGCAAUCGACGAUUGUUUGAUGGAGUGAAUGUGGACGAUUUUGAUAUACCAGAUGAUUUUGUUAUUAUUUGA
This is a messenger RNA of Cetraspora pellucida, 1329 nucleotides long. NCBI's taxonomy places the organism in Eukaryota, Fungi, Glomeromycota, Glomeromycetes, Diversisporales, Gigasporaceae. The record is from the annotation of a GenBank genome assembly.